Podarcis muralis (Common wall lizard) is the source of this 3038-nucleotide messenger RNA. RefSeq names its product regulator of calcineurin 2 (gene RCAN2). Lineage: Eukaryota; Metazoa; Chordata; Lepidosauria; Squamata; Lacertidae. Gene Ontology annotation, molecular function: calcium-dependent protein serine/threonine phosphatase regulator activity. Gene Ontology annotation, cellular component: nucleus; cytoplasm. The record is from RefSeq and is a predicted model, not a curated record. Gene Ontology annotation, biological process: calcium-mediated signaling.
GAACUGGACAAUUUUUUAUUUAUUUCGACUUUCUCAGACCAACACAGCUAUCUACCUGAAUCUAGUAUUGCUUUGGUUACUGUUUAAGAAUUUUUACAGGAAAAUGAACAUUUCUGUAUAUUGAUAGGGAAAUUAUUUUGGUACUUGAAUGAUUGGCAGAAAGAUGGAAUACGAUAAAACAUAUGAGAGCUGGAUUCCUAAGUAAAAUUGCAACAGAGGUUGCAAUGUCAUAGGAAAACAUGUCAUAAUUUCUUUUUUUAUUGUGUGUGUUUUACUUAAAGUUUGAAAUGCUUUUUGGUUUUUCAGUUCUUUUUCAGGCUCCAAUUGAAGGGCAGUUCAGUAAUGAUGUGUGCUCCAUGGUGUCUGUGCUGUAGCCUAAGCAAAAGAAACAGGAAUCUACACUUCAGUUUUAUAGUGUCAGAUUCAUUUUGCUGAUGCUGCUGAACCAAAAUCUUUGUGCUCCUAAGUGCAACAUCAGCAUUGCGGAGCAUGAAAGAGAACAAUUGAACCCAUCUCCCUGAGCUACUUCUCAGUUUGCAUUUUAUUUUUAAUCCCAUUGGUCAAAAGGCUUUGAGGACAACCAGGCACAUUCUGACAGACAUUUCUGUGCUAUAAGAAAGCUGAACGUUUACCAUUCAUUCUAUUACCAAAUUCAAGGGCAACUAAGGUGUAGAAUGAUGGACUUUGCAAGUCAAAUGAGUCUUGCUUUCAAAAGACAAAGCCUGCAGCAUGUGUGUGUGUGUGUGUGUGUUUGUAUGAAAUAUCCUAUAUUCCUGUGUAAAUCCUAAAACCUAAUAAUUAAAUUCCUAGUAUUUCUAGAGGAGCUGGGUUGUUGUUGUUUUUCAAGACUAGAGACAGGCUAUGAAAAGGCUCAGUCAUCAAUUCAGUAAAAUUUAUGAUGGAAGUACAUGACUGGAUAUAAACACUGCUGUUUAUUUGCUGUGAAAAUUAAUGUUUUCUAGCCUAGAAAGUACUGGAUUUGGCCAUAACAUACAGAGCAAUCCUAUACUUCUAUAACACCAGGAUCAGAGAUACGCUGCCACUACAUUGCCACGUCCAGUGCAGGCUCAGGCGAGGAGGGGAGAAGAAAACGCUCAAUUGGAACACACAGAAGCAGAGUAAAGAUGGCAGACCCACAUCCCUGGAAAGGCCCACCUCUCAGGAACUCUUCAGGGGGGGAAAGAAGGGCAGGUGUGCCAAGUGGAAGUAAGGAAGAAAAAGGAGUGAGUGGAGUGGCGUCCUUUGUAUCUGUUGCAAGCUGUACAGAGCGGCUGGUCCUGUUGCAAGUGCCCGGCCUCAACCUGAGACUACAGAGCUACAUGGGCUACUUGCCCGUCCGAGAAGGCAUCCAGGUAGUAGCUCAUGUUGUCUCCCUGAGCUGAUGAUUUCCUCUGCCCCGAGUCCCAGAGCAGCCUGUGACAGGAGCCUGCCUGGUCUGAGGUGAGCCUGUCUUUUGCAGUAGCAGCUUCCUGGGGGCAAGUUUGUAGAAGAGGGUAAUGGAUCUGAGGCAUGGCCCUGCUCUACAAGCAUUCAGUGCAAUGCCCACCUCUCUUAUUCUCCAUGAUAGCAGAGAAACUUUUGGCAUUAUCGUAGGACCUUCCAACCAUAUUGCUGAGGAGCUCUCAUCUGUCACCACUGGCUCUUUCAGAUUCUCCUGGUCAGCCAUGUUAGCCACCUGGAAGGGAACCUGGAAGAGGGUUAGGGAGGACUCGUGGGGUCUGUGCAUGGGAUCCAUUUAAUUAGGUCAUCAGGACAUGAAAGCAUUCCCAAACGCUUAUGGAGAUUUGUCUUCUGUGCACCAUUAUUCUGCCACCAUUAAUUCUGGUUCAACUUUAAUUGCUAUGUUGCAGGGAGAUGAAUAUGUUCCAAGCAUGGGGGGGGAUUGCUGAAUUUCAUGCAGCUAUUAAAGACACAGGAAUUAUGUUGAGGGAAAGUGGUGGCAACUGACAACCCUAUCAAAGGGGGAUCAGUAGCAGCGUUGCUGCAUCACAGGUUUUGGCUGGGACAAAAGAUGGGAUGUUGGCUUUUAACAAUGGCUGAGGGUUCUAGUGAGUACUGUAUCCAGAAAAGCAAAAUGCCUUGGAGGACGUUCAUGUUUUGCCAAGACAAACUAUGAUGAUUCCGUUGCCAGCCCGUGCUGCCUACAUUGAUUUAGUCUGGGUUUAUUAUAAUCAUAUUCUGUUUGCUUCAGUGUGCUGCCUGGAGUUGAUAAAACGUGCGAGUUGGGGGUGAGGUAGCUUGUGUCAGUCCUUGUGGUGAUGUAAUUGCAAUGCGAAAUGGAACAGCGGCGCUUGCAUAGCUGGAAGUUGUGUUGGAGGCUAGAAACAGCUCAGGCGAGAAUUUGCACCUGUGUUUCCUCCACUUUAAAGCCGCUGCCUUUAGCCCUGGAGGAGCGUCCGGAGCAAUUAGGAGGCAUCAGCUCCGAGGCUGCGAAGCUCCUUCCAGACUGACACCGGGGGAGGGGGGGGCAUGGACUGUGCGGCCGCCUCUCUGGCUGGCUGCGCUCUGGACCUUGAGGUUUUUACCAUCCAAGAUGUGAAGGUCCGGAGUUCUGAGAUCGAAGGGGACAAACUGCAUUUGGCUCCACCCCAGCCACCAAAGCAGUUUCUUAUCCCUCCUCCAGCCUCUCCUCCUGUAGGUUGGCACCCAAUGAAUGAUGCAACACCUGCUGCUAACUAUGACCUCCUUUAUGCAGUUUCUAAACGGGAAUCAGGUGAGAAAUACGAGCUGCACGCAGGUACAGAGUCCACCCCAAAUGUCGUGGCGCAUGUCUGUGACACGGGUGCAGCAGAAGAGGGAGACCCAAACAAUUCACCCAAGCCCAAAAUUGUUCAAACUCGACGUCCUGAUGUGCCAUCUUCUGUGUCUAACUGAUUUUCUCCAACAAGAGCACCUCUUUUUUAUUCCACUUCUGUAGUCUUCCAAUGCAUUUUAAUUUCUAUUGGCUCUGUUUGUCUGGUAAAAAUAUAUUGUGUGUUUCUGGAUAUUUACCUUAUUGGAAUACACUCUUUGCUGCAAUGAAAUCUUACCAAAGAGUA